Messenger RNA from Eruca vesicaria subsp. sativa (arugula), 2138 nucleotides. NCBI's taxonomy places the organism in Eukaryota, Viridiplantae, Streptophyta, Magnoliopsida, Brassicales, Brassicaceae. The record is from the annotation of a GenBank genome assembly.
AUGGCUUCGAAGAACAACUGGCAGGCAGAUCAAGCAGGGAAUACCCCAGAGGACAACGUCGAUAAGAUCUUGGAGACUUUGCCGGAGUUGAAUAAACUGUUAUCCGAUAUCUCAGGUAAAAGCGAGGAGCAACAAGGGAUAACUAAUCAAAUUAGUACUGUAGCAAGGAGCCUAAGUGCUCCUUCUGUUUUGACUCAUAAUUCAUCUGAUGGAAAACUGAUUAUGAGGCUGCAGUAUCAUUUCCGGCUCCUCAAACUGAAGCUAGGAAAGCUGGAACAAUUUCGAACAAAUCUGGAAGCAGAGCUGGAUAAACAUCUUGCUACCCUUCAGGCACUGGUUACAGAUUUGGAUUCCUCAAGAGUUUCUUCUCAACCUUGGCACUGGAUAAAGCGUGACUUGCAAGGCAUUGAAAAGAAGAUCUCUGACUUGCUGUACCAACUCCCUUUACUGUCUGGCAAGUCAGAAAACCAGAAAGCAACAGCAUACGGUGAUCAGGAUGAGGGAGACGAGGUUCAUCAGGAGAAGGCUUAUACUUACCUCCCUGGCCUACAUACAAACGUGGAAGUUCUCAUCAGAUGCGAAACGUUCAGGCAAGUGAAGCAGAAGUUUAUAGACCUUGAUAUUGAACGGAAGAUGUGCCUUUUGAGUUUCGCUGUGUUCCCUGAGAACAGAGAGGUUCACAGAACAGUGCUCAUGUAUUGGUGGAUAGGAGAGGGGAUUCUACCUGUCCAAGGAGCUGAAGAAGCGGUAAGGGACAUUCUUAACGAAUUCACCGAGAAAGCGUUGGUCGAACCGGUCGAAGAGAGGCGUAAAGUGGCUCCAAGCAGCUAUAAGAUGAACCCUUUUGUGCAUUCUUCAGUUAUACAUCUCGCAAAGAAGGUUGGCAUCUUCGAUAUUUACAGUGGAAAAUAUAAUAAGCCAAUCACGAGCAAGUCAGAGAUGGGGAAGGUGUGCAUUGUGGAGGGGUCGGCAGAGGCAGCACUUGGGGAAAACCCACUGAAAAUCGAAACUGUGUUCAAUGUUUCUGAGAGAGACCUGGAUUCCACAGUCAAGUGGUUCUCGAAGAAUCCACGUGCAUACAGACGCUUCACGAUCAAUUCAUCAGAAGCUGGGUUCAAGUCACUCAAUGUCUUUUACUUGGGGAGAUGGGAAAGAAGUAAGAAACGUCACAUCCAGGUACAGAAUCAUGAGCUUAUGAAAUGUUUGAAACAUUUGACGAAAGUAAAAGUGCUAAGUUUUCAAGGAAUCUCGACCAUUAGAAGCCUCGACCGUUCGGUUUGUAAGCUACAACAUCUAAUCGUCUUAGACCUCAGGGAGUGCUAUGAGCUGACGAAGCUUCCAGAGAAGAUAGAUUCCCUCCAGAAUCUGGUCUACUUGGAUAUGACAGGAUCCUAUAUGUUGGAAUAUAUUCCCUUAAGGUUGGCUCUGUUGAAGAAGUUAGAGGUCCUUAAGGGCUUUGUUGUUUGCGACUCCCUCUAUGAGAGUGUCGCGUGCAAGUUGAUUUAUUUGAAGAACUUGCCGAAGCUAAGAAAGCUCAGCAUCGAAAUAAACAGUGAUGAUCUCAGUGUGCAAGACUUGACGAGGUACCUUGUGGAGCUCAAAGCAUUGACGAGUUUGAAAGUGACAUGGAGAAGGGAGCUGGACUUCGUCCGUGACCCGCCCACGGGGGGAGCCGUAAAAGAAUUUUUGCGUACGAUGACAAUGACCCCAAAAUUUAGGGCCCCUGCUCCGUUUGUUUUUCCUUCGCAGUUAAAGAAGCUCAACCUGCAGCGGUUCCCAGACAGAGUUCUUCCCUCGUGGCUUCAGCCGAAGAAACUGCUUCACUUGAAAAAGCUCCACAUUGGAGGAGGAAGAAUACUGAAGGGUUUUGGUGAUUUGCCUGAGGAGGCAACAGAGUGUGCUGUUGAGGUCUUACGUCUCACGUCCCUUCCCCAGCUUCGAGUCGGAUGGAUAGAGCUGAAGCAACUCUACUUCCCAAACCUGACCUUUCUUGAGAACUAUGAGUGUCCAAGAGUUACCCUUACUCCCUGCGAUGGAUCUGGAAUCUGGAAAUCUGACCAAGACUGAUGUUAUCUUCAACAAUACCGGAGUAAUAUGAUCGUUAUUCAGCUAUGAACUUUUGUUUUCCUAUGUUGUUG